Cygnus olor (mute swan) is the source of this 2080-nucleotide messenger RNA. It is a transcript of the gene HIPK4, whose product is annotated as homeodomain interacting protein kinase 4. Gene Ontology annotation, molecular function: protein tyrosine kinase activity; protein serine/threonine kinase activity; ATP binding. Bases 98 to 1549 code for a protein of 483 amino acids. The transcript has 2 exons. Gene Ontology annotation, cellular component: nucleus; cytoplasm. Gene Ontology annotation, biological process: peptidyl-serine phosphorylation; peptidyl-threonine phosphorylation. Lineage: Eukaryota; Metazoa; Chordata; Aves; Anseriformes; Anatidae. The record is from RefSeq and is a predicted model, not a curated record.
CAGUGACAGAACCACGGCCAAGAAUUGGGUCCCUGGGGGAGCAUCGUGGGGACGAUCCUGUCCGUCCCUGUCCAACCUCGUCCCCUCCCCAGCCAUAAUGACGUUGGUGGCGGGUGGCGAGCUUUACGAUAUUGUGGACAUGGUGGGUAAGGGGACCUUCGGGGAGGUGGUCAGGAGCUGUCGGAGGAGCACGGGAGAGAUGGUUGCCAUUAAGAUCUUGAGGAACGAAGGCAACCAAGGCCAGAGCACCUGGAACGAGGUGAAGCUGCUGCGGGCGCUGCAGGCGGUGGACACGGAGGCAGUGCACAUCGUCCGCUUCCUCGAGUCCUUCCAGGACAGUGCCUGCACCUACCUGGUCUUUGAGCUGCUGGAACAAAGCCUCUUUGAAUUCCAGAAGAAGAACAACUUCUCGCCGCUGCCCGUGCGGCACAUCCGCACCAUCGUGGCGCAGGUGCUGGUGGCAUUGGCCAAACUGAAGGAGCUCGCCAUCAUCCACGCUGACCUGAAGCCAGAGAACAUCAUGCUGGUGGACCACACGCAUCACCCUUUCCGCGUGAAGCUGGUGGACUUUGGCUCAGCCUGCAUCUUCAGCGAGGUGUGCUUCAUCAAGGAGCCCUACAUCCAGACCCGCUUCUACCGGGCGCCUGAAAUCCUGUUGGGGCUGCCCUUCUGCGAGAAGAUGGACAUGUGGUCCUUGGGCUGUGUGGUGGCCGAGCUCCACCUGGGCAGGCCGCUCUAUCCAGGCAGAAAUGAGGACGAGCAGGUCCGCUACAUCUGCAAGACGCAGGGUUUGCCUCCAGGGAGGCUGCUGUGCACUGCCCGCAAAGCUCAGCGCUUCUUCCAGCGGGCGCCAGAUCCGGCUGGAGCUUGGCAGCUGAAGCCGGAGGUGACGGUGGUUGGGGCAAAGGUGACGGUGGGGCAGAGGAGAUACGUCCUCUCCUCGCUGGAGCAGAUGGUGGCAGUCAACGUGCAGCCGCUGCUUGGCGCCGGGCAGGAGGCACUGGCCGAACGCUGCGACCUGCACGGGAUGGUGGAGCUGGUGCAGAGGAUGCUCACCUGGGACUCACAUGAGAGGAUCGCGCCCAGCACCGCCCUCAAGCACCCGUUCAUCUCCAUGCGGCAGCUCGAGUCCAGCUUCCAGGCCACCCAGUACUACCAGCUGUGCCAGCAGGCCACCCAGGCGUCCUGCGAGGAUGCUGCUGGUGCCGCUGCCCCUCCGACUGUGGAAGAAGGCAUCACAUUCCCACCAGAGAAGCAUGGCCGUUGCAGUGUGCAGAGAGCCACCACCCAGAUGGACAACCUCAGCCUAGGCGAGGAGAGCCAGCACGGCGCCUGCCACCCCAUCCCCUGCCACUAUGGGAGCUGGCACCAGGCCGUGCAGCACCCACAGCGCCCCAAGAUGAACACGGUUUCAGGUAACCUGAUUGUGUUGGGGCCACGGUCCCUUCCUGGUGGCGUGGCCAGGUGGCAGCUAGGAGCAGAGCAUGCACGGGGGAACGUCCGCCUCGCCCCAUGCCAAGCGAGCCCUGAUGAGGCGGCACAGCCCUGACACCCCCUAUCCCACCACCGGCCCUGAGCACGGCUCAUCGGACCAGGACUCAGCUCCUCCAGGCCCCCCACAACCUGCAGUGCCACUGAGCUGCCAGCGAGAGACAAGAGACCCUGCGCCCGCCUCUGAGCAUCCCGGACCUUCCUAUUCCUCACCUCCACACAACCCCUCUGCUCCGCUCAGCACCGGGUGCUGCUGGGGGGAGUGGGCAUACCACCCUUGUGGGCACUGGCCAUUGCAGUGCUCCCCAAUAAAGCGUUUGCUGUUGAAUGAGUGUUUUGAGUCUCCUUGAUGGGUGCAAGAUGGAUUUGGGACCGCAGGGUGUCCCAGGAUCGCGGGGUGUCCCGGGACCGAUGCUCGCUUACACCACACAGGGUGGCACAAAGGAUGCAGGUGCUACCCAGAGGUAUGGCACCCACCUUUAAUUUCAACACAAAGUCUACAAAAAGUGCUCUGUACCCCCCAGAACACCCAAAGCAUAGUGCUGGGAUCGGCUGGGGUCUGCUCCUCCUCACCUCACAGCAGGAGCUG